GCAGCAUCAGCACCAUUUCCAGCAGUUCCGCUUCCGCGAACUGGCCGCUGCCUGAGAACCAGGCUGCACUCCCUUCUCCGCCCGGGGUUCUCCGUCAACGUGCAGAUCGCCGUCAGACUGAGCGUGUGGCCGCCACUUGCGGACGUGCUCGUGCUGGCGGAAUCUCCCCAGCCCCUCUAGCUGAAGGCAUCGGGAACCGAACUCUCGUCUCCGAGCUCGACUGCGGACGAAUCCUGGGGCAGCGCGCCUUCCGACAAGCGGCCGUCGUGCGGCGCGGAGGGAUACGCCUCGGCCGUGCCUCCCCUCCCCUCCCCGCGCCCGCGCCUCCGCCCCCGUCUCCCUCCCCGCCCGGCUCUGCUGCCGCCGCGGCGGCCGCUGAUGCUGCUGCUGCCGCCGCCGCCGCCGCCGCCGCUGCCUGGAUAUAGUGCGGCAAGGAGCGGAGCUUGCAGUCACUUUGCAAGGAGGAGCGCGCGGGCUGCGGGCGGCUGGGGCACCCCAGCAACGGCGGCGGCUCUAGCAGAGGCGGCCGUGACAGCGAAAGGUUCUCUCUCCGGGGCUGGACUUAAUAACUUUGGAACUGUCCACCAGUGUCACGUCCUGAACAUGAGCCUCCUCCUCUCCUUCUACCUGCUCGGGUUGCUUGUCAGUAGCGGGCAAGCUCUUCUUCAAGUGACAAUUUCACUUAGCAAAGUAGAGCUUAGUGUGGGUGAAUCUAAAUUCUUCACAUGUACAGCAAUUGGUGAACCUGAGAGUAUAGAUUGGUAUAAUCCUCAAGGAGAGAAGAUAAUUUCAACACAGAGGGUAGCAGUGCAAAAGGAAGGUAUUAGGUCAAGAUUAACCAUCUACAACGCAAAUAUAGAAGAUGCAGGGAUAUAUCGUUGUCAAGCAACAGAUGCCAAAGGACAGACACAAGAAGCGACAGUUGUUUUGGAAAUAUACCAAAAACUCACUUUCAGAGAAGUGGUGUCUCCUCAAGAAUUCAAACAAGGAGAGAAUGCAGAAGUGGUUUGCCGAGUCAGCAGUUCACCUGCACCUGUCGUCAGCUGGUUGUAUCAUAAUGAGGAAGUCACCGCUAUUUCCGACAAUCGGUUUGCUAUGUUAGCCAACAAUAAUCUGCAGAUUCUCAACAUCAAUAAAAGUGAUGAAGGUAUAUACAGGUGUGAAGGAAGAGUAGAGGCUAGAGGAGAAAUUGACUUCCGUGAUAUCAUCGUUAUUGUCAAUGUGCCGCCAGCCAUCACGAUGCCUCAGAAAUCCUUUAAUGCCACAGCAGAGAGAGGAGAAGAGAUGACAUUUUUCUGCAGGGCCUCUGGCUCUCCUGAGCCCAGCAUCUCCUGGUACAGGAAUGGCAAAUCCAUUGAAGAAAAUGAAAAGUACGUAUUGAAAGGGAGCAAUACAGAACUCACUGUCAGGAACAUAAUCAAUAGUGAUGCAGGCCCUUAUGUAUGCAGAGCCACAAAUAAGGCAGGAGAAGAUGAAAAGCAGGCACUUCUCCAAGUCUUUGUACAGCCUCACAUAAUACAGCUUAAAAAUGAGACUACAUAUGAGAAUGGUUAUGUCACACUGAUCUGUGAAGCAGAAGGAGAGCCUAUUCCAGAAAUCACUUGGAAAAGAGCAGUGGAUGGCAUCACUUUUUCCGAAGGCGAUAAGAGCCCAGAUGGCCGUAUUGAAGUCAAAGGGCAGCAUGGAAGUUCAUCACUGCAUAUUAAAGAUGUGGUGUUGUCCGAUUCAGGGAGAUAUGACUGUGAAGCUGCAAGUCGAAUUGGAGGGCACCAAAAGAGCAUGUACCUUGAUAUUGAAUACGCUCCCAAGUUCGUAUCAAACCAAACAAUUUAUUACUCUUGGGAAGGAAAUCCAAUCAAUAUAAGCUGUGAUGUGAAAUCUAAUCCACCAGCAUCAGUACAUUGGAGAAGAGAGAAAUUAGUCUUGCCAGCUAAAAACACCACUAAUUUAAAGACAUAUAGUGCAGGGAGAAAAAUGAUAUUAGAGAUUGCACCCACAUCUGACAAUGACUUUGGACGAUAUAAUUGCACAGCCACUAACCGUAUAGGAACAAGAUUUCAAGAAUAUAUUCUUGCUUUGGCUGAUGUGCCAUCCAGUCCCUAUGGAGUGAAGAUUAUAGAGCUGUCGCAGACCACAGCCAAGGUUUCUUUCAGCAAGCCGGACUCCCAUGGAGGUGUGCCUAUUCAUCACUAUCAAGUGGACGUCAAAGAGGUGGCAUCAGAAACCUGGAAAAUAGUACGCUCCCAUGGAGUUCAAACAAUGGUUGUUUUGAGCAACCUGGAACCAAAUACGACGUAUGAAAUCAGGGUUGCAGCUGUAAAUGGAAAAGGUCAAGGAGACUACAGUAAAAUAGAAAUUUUCCAAACAUUGCCAGUUCGUGAACCAAGUCCUCCAUCCAUUCAUGGACAGCCUAGCAGUGGGAAAAGCUUUAAACUCAGUAUCACCAAACAGGAUGAUGGAGGGGCCCCUAUUUUGGAAUACAUCGUGAAAUAUAGAAGUAAAGAUAAAGAAGACCAGUGGCUAGAGAAAAAAGUGCAAGGAAAUAAAGACCAUAUUAUUUUGGAGCAUCUACAGUGGACAAUGGGGUAUGAAGUUCAAAUUACAGCAGCCAAUAGAUUGGGAUAUUCAGAACCAACAGUCUAUGAGUUCAACAUGCCACCGAAGCCCAACAUUAUUAAAGAUAAAUGCUGUGAAGCGAAUAAAGGCGAAAAUGGAAGCCAGUCAUGGCAGCUGAAUGCUGCUGGGUUUUCUUUCAUUAUAGCCAUAAGUUUGUCUUGCAUGUUUUAAUGUCAUUAUAUCAUAUGAUAUUUCCUUUUAUGCCCUGCAAAUUUACAAGGCUGAUCUAAAAUUAUAAUAAAAUAUUUUCUAAGGUUCAACUAAUUAUGCAUGUAUCCUCACCCGUGAACAAUUAGCCUUUUUUCAUUCCCAAUUUGUUGAAUAUUAGUGUAGAUAAUUUGCCAGAAAAUUGCUGAAGGAAGCUGAACCAGGAUUGUUUCUUCCAGGUACCAGUUCACAGUAUAACUUGCUUCAUUCUAAACUUUAAUUUCUAAAAUUUAUGAUAUUAAGUAUCAUAUCACCUUCACUUGGAACUUAAGCAUUUACUACAUCUAACUUUCAUUUGAUUAUUUUGAAUAUAUAACUCAGUAUUCAUGACCAUACAUUGUAUAAAUAGAAAAUUUAUUACGUAGAAUUGUGGAUCUUUUAAUAUUACUUCCAAUUGUUAUUCUUUUCAAUGUAUGUUUCCAACUUUAUAAAUGUUUAUACUAUUUCAUAGUGUUUACCAUUUAUAUAAAUCAUAAACCUAAUGACUUUAUUAUAUUAGUUGUGUAUUCUAUUGUGCUGCCUUAUUUUCCUUUCAUUGACCUAAAAUGUCAUAAGGAAUAAAAGUAAAAGAGUUUCUUUUCUUCAAUUCAAAUACCAAGUUUUAGAAAAAAAUCCACCUUUUUUUUAUUAAGUGAAAAUAUCUUUCUGCAGUUGCCCCAAAGUAAAUAAUAAAUUAAAUGUUUAAAAACUUGCACCCUGUGCACUAGAUUUGAAUUGUGUUUUGAGGGGGCAUCACAUAUUCCUAGUCUAACAACAUAGGCUCUUUUUAUUACUUUUUUCCUGGACACCUGAGUCAAUUGCUUUGGAAGGAUCAGAGAGAUAAGUAAAUAUUUUAGCUACUACUUUUAAGACACUGAAAUUGAGAUGAGAAGGAGGUUACUAGAUUCCAGCCUUCAGAGGAGGCUUGAUUUGAGGGAGUAGCAUGAGUAAUGUUUUUUAUAUUCACAUUUCCAUUCAUUACAAAAUGAGAAAAGAGUGUUUUGUGGUUUUACCACCAAUCACACCCUAGAAAGUGAUUCUUUUUACUCAUUGAGGACAAUUAGGAAGCAAUCAAAUUUACAUCUAUUAACAAAAAUGACCAUAAUUUACAUGGUAAAUCAAAUUAUUGAGUUCUGGGCUUUGAGAUUCCUUCAUCAAAACUAUUUUGUUGCGUGAAAGUAUUUUCUUUUUUAAAAGAAAUACCUAUACAUUAUUCAUGUAAGGUCUAAAGGUAGACCUGCAUUUGGUAGUCUGUUUUCUUAAAUUUAUCUUUUCCAAACUCUUUGCUAUUGACUGCUGUACUUCAGUGCAGAGGUGACUCUUCCACAGGGUAAACAUACUUAUGCAUGUCUUCUCUCUCCCCUGCUGAGACAAAGGGAUUUCCCAAUUCAAUUCCUGCAGUAUGGGAAUUUAAUCUAUUUAUUGGGAAUGAUUUAAUUUUAAAAUUAAAAUAGUAAAUAGUCAGUGUACUGUUGAUUAAAGAACUAAUUAUAAUUGCACAUUACACUCCAUGAUUGCAUAUUACAUUCCAUGGGUUUGGAUAAGACCUGUAGGUAUGUUGAUUACUAAUAUGUAACAAGUACUGGGAAAGAAAGAAGUUCCAAAAACACUUUUUAAACAAUUAAAUAGUUUUUCUCAUUCAUUAUAACCUGACUGGAUCUCUCCAAUGAGUUGUAAAUAUUUCCAUGAGAAACUCAUAGAAAUUGUCUUGAUUUAGUAUAUAAUUACAUGAUAAUUUUGUUGAGAAUGUAGACCAUGUCUUUUUUUUUCUUUUUUGGUCUUUUUGCCUUUUCUAGGGCCACUCCCAUGGCAUAUGGAGGUUCCCAGGCCAGGGGUUGAAUCACAGCUGUAGCCACCGGCCUACGCCAGAGCCACAGCAACACGGGAUCCGAGCUGCAUCUGUGGCCUACACCACAGCUCACGGCAAUGCCAGAUCCUUAACCCACUGAGCAAGGCCAGGGAUCAAACCCGCAACCUCAUGGUUCCUAGUCGGAUUCGUUAACCACUGCACCACGACGGGAACUCCUAGACCAUGUCUUUAGUAAGAUAAUAGUGUUGAUUUUUUUUUUUUGGAAAUUAUAUGUUCUGUAAAUGAAAGUCACCAAAAAAUGUUGUGAAGAAUAUUCAGUCUGGUUUACAUGAUACCGAGACUUACUUUGGAUAGUUCAGAAAAGAACUUAAAAUUAAAAUUCUAAUAUCUUAGAAUUAUUUACAUUUAAUGAUUUUUUCAUUUAGAUUUUCUAAAUAUCUAAGUUCAAAUCAAGAUAUUAAUGCUAAAAUUAAUAAGCUGUCUAUUUAUCAUUUGGCCAAAUGUCCUUUCUUAGAUGAAUAGAUUUUCAUAGUUCUAAGAUAUACAUAAACUAAAAAAAAUUAUUAAACAUCUUAAAAUAAUAGACUCUCUGCUUUGCUUUACAUUUAUAAGGAAAGGAAAGCAGAAAACUGUAAACAAUGGAGCUAUUGCAUUUCAAAACAUGAGAUAUUAGAGAUUGUAAAUUACUUCUUGGAUAUUUAUUUACAUCUUAAUAAUAUGUAAGUGUUGCUGAAUUAUCUUUUUCUUACCUGAUCUUUACUUUUGUUAUAUGCAAUCAUAAAGUGUAACUGACAGUGCAUUUUUGCCUAAUUAGUAUCUGCUGUAAGUCUAAAUAAAUAUGAUUAUUGGUAAGUAAGUCAUGAAAAAUUUCCCUAGUGUCAUCUAAUGACUUUUUUUCAUCCAGUGGAUUUUGAAAUAAAAUUCUGUGUCUGAAAUGUAGAAAUAUGAACUUGUGUGUAAGGUGAGUUUUAUGUUAUUCACUAUAUAUAAUCAGAAAUAUGUGCCCAUGUUUAUUUAUGUAUAUAUUUUAUCAUCAAAUGUUAAAUCAUUCUAAAAGUUUGUCUUGACUGUUUUAUAACAUUUAUAAAGUUAGGUUGAUUUGCUUAUACAUAUGUGCAUAUGGAGUACUAGGAUUAGUUUUUAAUGUAAACUUGAAUGUGUCCUUUCUUCUUCCAAUCCUUUUGCAGUUCUAUCUUCUUUCUUGCAUUUAUCAUCCUGUCUCUCUACCCCAAUUCAAAGUCUGAUUAUUUCUCAGCUAGAUAUAAGGCCUUAUCAGACCACAUUUCAGAUAGGCUAACAGAUUAUGCUUAGGAGGUAGCAAUAAAAGCCUCUUUCCUAUGAAUUUUUUUCUCACAGGGAGAACCUUACAUAAAUUGUCAUUUUUAAUCCUCUCUGUCUUAAUAUUAAUAUUCAUUGGGAAUAAAGGCAUUUUAUAAACUCUACCCAUAUUCUUUCCCAAACCAUUAUGCAAGUGUCCAGAUGUUCGUUCAUUACUGGCAGAAAUGAUCAGCAUUGAAAUUCUUAAUUAUUUUGUUCAUUUUUCUUAGUAUUUUUUCUUUUUCUUAGCCUAAAGCAUCUCAGGUGUUUAACAAUUUUAAAUAAAUGAAUGAAUAAACAAAUUCUAGACAUUGGCUUAUCAUUGUAUAUGUCAAUAACAUGUAUAAAACAAAUAGUUGCACAACUUUAUUGCAGAUAAUUUUGACUUUUUAAGUAGUCAUCAUUUCCUUUAAAAUUAAUAGUUAAAAUUGGAGUUCUCUUGUGGGUGAGUAGGUUAAAGGUCCAGCACUGUCAUUGUUGCAGCUUCGGUUGCUACUGUGGUUCGGGUUCAGACCCUGGCCUGGGAACUUCCACAUGUCAUAGGUGUGGCCAAAAAGAAAAAAAGAGAGAAGAGAAUAAAAAUAAAAUUAAUAGUUAAAAUUACAAGUAUGCAUAGUAGUUCAUAGCUUUUACAAUUUGGGUUAAUUUAUAAAUCAUUAUACCACCAUUUUCUAUAUAAGAAUUCCCAUUAAUUAUAUUUAAUUAAAAUUAAAAUAAUGAAAAUUCCACAAUAUUUUUAAGUCUGGACAGCUGGAUUCAUGAUUACUCAGUUAUAUUGAACAAAAUAGAGUGUGCAAGGGAAAAUUGGACCAUGUAUUUUGGAUAUUGAUGAGUACUUUCAGAUACAUGGAAAGUAUUUUAUUUAUUAACAUAAUAUACCUACACUAAGAAUGAAGAAAUAAGAUUACAAAUGAUUUUAGUAAUUCAAGAUGGAUGCUUAUACCACAAAUAUAUUAGUUAAGUAUAUUUGGAUUUAGCUUUCAGAAAUAGCUAGUAUCAUAUUUAAUACUUCCAGUUCAUAAUAGUUAAUUAAGAAAUAUCUCUAGUCAUGUAAAAUUAUCUGAAAAUUUCUGCCCAUUUGUUUUUGAUAAUGAUAUUUGCAGGAUUAAGAGCUUUAAAUAAAUAACCUCUUAUGACACUACCUAAAUUAAAUAUUAUCUUACCUAAAUCUGUAAGGCAUUAUGUAAUAUCCUUUAAACCACCUUUGACUAAGUACUAUUUAAGUAUGCUUUUUCUUAUUUGGUUUUAUUUCCUUUAAUUCUUCCUUUUAAUUUUUUUCUGUCUAAUAUUUUCUCUCUCCCUCCCUUCCUCUCUAUUCUCCAUCUCAAACUCUGGUCAUGAAUAAAUAGUGUUAAUUUAUUCUGUACUUUUUUGUAAAUCACUGUUAAAUUUUAAAAUUUUGGAAUUUGUGGUGUGUGUGUAUGUCAUAAAGCCUUUAACAAGGCUAAUGCAUUGAAUGGAUAGCUUAAAUUUAUAUAUUUUAAAUGAUUGAAAACACAAAUUUCUUCAAAUAGCUCUGAAAUUAUUUCCAUAUAAGUCAAAAUUGGUAAAAAGUCUGUAUUUAAAUAAGCUGAUUUUGUCAUUUAAAAUGGGAGUAUUAUUUCAUCCUAUUAAUACUUGAUAGUUAAUCUUAGAAUUCAGAAAAUAUGAACAGUAAAUUUUAGGUGCUAACUGAAGGAAAAAAUCUUUCUAACAUCUAAUUAACAUAUUCUUUUCCAAGUUACCAUAUAAACAAGAGUAUUUUCUAGAGUUAACAUUUUUAAUUUUUAAUGUAAAGUUGUAUAUUAUUUUUUUAUUUCAUGCUACUUAAAAAUUUGAUAUAAUGCAUGAAAAUUAUUAAAGUGAAAUUUUCCAUCCAACAUUUAUAUGAAGGAAAGGAUUCAGUAAGUAUAAAUCUAAUUUAAUUGUUCUGAAAUAAAAUGGAGAUGGGAGUUUAAUAUCAGUAAUUUUUUUCCAAGUACCUCUGGUUUCCUUAUUUUAAGAUUAUGAACUGGAUAGACAUCUCUGGUUGUAAUCCACCCCUUCUUCAUAGUUAUUAACUAAUUGAAAGCCUAAAAUAUCUGUCCCUAAAUGUUACAGAAAAAGAGGGUUAUCCUAUAAAAUGUUUAGAAAAAUUGAAAUACAUACUAGCCAAGGAAAGCACAUAUAUUCAAAAUUCUAUUAGUAUAUCUGAGGUGAUCUGAACUGCAGCUGAUGUCCUCAUGUCUUUGUUGGUAGAUAAUUAUUUGAGCUAGUUUUUAAAAGUAUGCUCAUACAAGUGUAAUUAAAUUUUAAGUGGAACUAGUCCAAUGUUGUUUGUGUUAAGUCUAGAUAUUGCAAAAUUUCUUAAUUUGUGUAAGUUAAAGUUAAAUUCAAGUAUUCUUCAUCACUCCACUUUAGGUAAUAGGCAUAUAGUUACACAUUGCAUAAUACUAAGAAGUAGCAUAAGUUUUAAAAUAUACCAUAUUUAUUUUAUUUUAUCUAUUACUAAAUGACACUAUGAAAUAAAUCUCUAGAAAAUCAUUUUUUUUCUAAAGGCAAGCAAUUAAAAAUUACUGUUUAAAAUAACAUCCACAAUUCAUGAACUUCUUUCAAAAAUAUUUUUAUCUCACAUCUUACAUUGAUUCUGUGUAUAACACUUCUGUUUUUAAAGUGACUAUUUCUGAUCAUUUUAAUUGCAUUUGUUUUCAUCAUAACUUAUUUUCUUGGGGAAAAAUGUAUGUUAUAUAUGUAUUGUCCUCAGUAUCAUUUCUUAUUUAAAACCCCUGACAUAAUAUCCAGCACUAUGUGUAAUCCUAUGCAUGAGUUUCAUAGUAUAUUAAAUGUCAUUUUAUUUUCUGUACCUCUGUGUCUCCAUUGUUGUAAUAAAGAAAACUGACGAAAA
This is a messenger RNA of Sus scrofa (pig), 8792 nucleotides long. It is a transcript of the gene NCAM2, whose product is annotated as neural cell adhesion molecule 2. Gene Ontology annotation, molecular function: protein binding. Lineage: Eukaryota; Metazoa; Chordata; Mammalia; Artiodactyla; Suidae. Gene Ontology annotation, cellular component: neuron projection; membrane. The record is from RefSeq and is a predicted model, not a curated record. Gene Ontology annotation, biological process: cell adhesion.